Messenger RNA from Motacilla alba alba, 2638 nucleotides. It is a transcript of the gene TMEM177, whose product is annotated as transmembrane protein 177. The record is from RefSeq and is a predicted model, not a curated record. The transcript has 3 exons. NCBI's taxonomy places the organism in Eukaryota, Metazoa, Chordata, Aves, Passeriformes, Motacillidae. The coding region runs from base 1535 to 2485 and encodes 316 amino acids.
AAAUUUCUUCAUUAGGAUACUUUCAUGAAAGCCCUAAAAAUCCCCACGAAUUUGAAUGAGAACUCCUAAACAGUCAGUUUACGAUCUUAAUCCUUUCAUGUGAACUCAAGUGUCAUGCUAAAAUGUGUCGGAACUAAACCUUUACUGGUAAGAAAUGCUUCACUCAGGGGCUGCUGCAAAGAAAGCAAGAUCUGUCAAAAUUAAUCACAAGUAGAAAGUAAGAACAGCUUGCUUUUAUUUCUAUUCUGUUGCCUCUCACCCAGCAUAAUUUCUAUUUGGAUAGUGAAAAAUUAUUACCUUAUGACUGCCUGGUGUGAAGGAACAUUUUAAAACAAUCAUCCAGCACGAGUGCAAACUUUCUAUAAAUGAGACAAACAGAACCUUUUAUUAUCCCCUACCCAAAUAAAACCCUAACCUGACCAAAAGCUAUUCUGUAUUCUUGCUUUGCAAGGACUGCACAUCCCAGGGGCAAGGCUGGACUUCCCAGAGCUCUGCCCUCGGAUGCCAGUGCUUCCAAAGGGGGCUGCUCUGCCACCCACCUCCUCUUAUUUCACAUCUUUCCAGGGCCUUCGAAGUACCCAGGCUGUAGAUCGAAUCCACACGGGCUUACUGAGAAACCACACUGGCCAUUUGCUUUGAGCAAACAGUAACUGUAAAGCAAAUAAAAAACCCCUGUGUAUGUUAUUUUCCCAUUAGGAAUGAGAGAGAAAACAAAUCCUACACGACGGAUGGCAGCUCUGCCACUUGCUGCCUUAGCGGCAAGCAUUCCUGCCCUGCAGUGGGGAGAGCUGAAUUAAUAAUACAGAUGUGAAGUAUUUUGCAGGAAGAACGCUGGGAGUUAGAGCACAGAAUUAAGUCAUGAGGCGGGCAGAGAGCGGCAGUCCCGCCUCACGCUGCGGCUGCCCUUGGAGGGGCAGGGGUGGGUGUCUCUCGCUCUUCGCCUGCAGGGGCAGCGGGUCGCAUCUUCGCCUCGGUGCGUUCGCCCGAGGCCAGGUUCAGCAGGCCGCAUGCACCCCCGGUGCGAUCGCCCGAGGCCAUCCCAAGCUGUGUCACUGCAGCCACACUCGGGCCGCCCUGAGGGGAACGAGCCCCGCCCGCCAUGGCGCCUCCGCCCGGCCCCGCGCCGCCCCUUCCGCCCGCAGCCCCGCCUCGGCCCGGGACCCGCGUGCUGUUUGAUGAUGUUACAGACCCCAGUUGUCCACUCUGCCCCUCUGUGAGAAGUUCCUGUUCAGCACAUGUGGAAGGAGAGCAUAUGUCCCUGCCUCAGCUGCUGCCAUACAGAGCCCAGCAGCGUAGCUGAGACCCACCUUUGAUGGUACUCCACACUAAGACUUUGGUUGUUCUUAUAAAGCACAAUUCCCUUCUGCCACCUCAGCUUCCUGUGAGGACAGCUGGAAACACUCAUGUCUUUAACAGCUGCAGCAAGAUUCUAUGAAGCUCGUAUAUGAAAGCCCUGAGAGAAGAGACUCUGCAAAUGGAAAGAGUGGUGCCCAGUUUUCACUGAUUUCUGCUGGAUUUAGGUUAGGAUUUGACUAUGGCAGUGCGGUUCCUGCGGAAGGCAUCUGUGUGGUUAAAGAAGCACAAGAUCACUGUUGUGGCCGUUUCUUGCAUGGGACUGCUUGGCACUAACCUUUCCUAUCAUGUGUUUCCUGAGCAGACAUUCAAACUGUUGCACGAGUGCUGGUCAGAGGGGCAGCCAGCUGAGCUUUCAGAGAAGCUCUGUGGUGUGUUUCAGGAUGUCCUUCAAGAUAUUGGUGUGAAGUCCACUGGCUCCUACAGAGCCUUUGCAGCUUCUGGCUUCCACCCUGUGAGCACUGGAAUUCCCUGGCUGCCUGAAGGCUGUUUGGUGGGCAUCCCACCUAACUUUGAUAGCACUGCUGUGGAUAAAAAAGGAAUAGUCAACCAUGUUGUUGUAAUAAAUGGCAAGAAAGUAGACUGGGAGAGCAGUGAAGGUGUGGCUUUGAAGGAAGCUCUCACAUUUUCCCUUAAAGCUCAGAAGUUUGCCAUUGCCAGAGAAGUUGUGUACUUGCAGAAUGGCAGCCCUUUAGCAAGUGCAGUUGUGGCUCCGACUUGCUUGGCUGGCACGUUUGUCUGUGGGAGAGCUCUAAAGCUGCUUCUGGGGUUAUCCAGCGGCCCUGUGAUCCUCCGUGGCCUCUGUAACCUUGUCACUGCCAUGGGAGGACUGCUCUGCUACUAUGUCUCUUCUGAUGCCAUCACCUAUCACCUGGACUGCAGGGCCGACUCGAAGGCAGCCAGGCUUUCCAAGGACUAUGCCAGCGGUGGCCUUGAAUUUUAUGAUAAAAUCUUGUCCCGCAACAGGAUUUUUCGUGGUCUGAUGGGCAAGCAAGGGAUGAAAAUGUAUGCCCCGAGUGGUAACCUUUUCCCAAGGCACUGGUUCAGAAUAAAGUAUACCCCAUACACUUACCGGAGAACUUUGAUUCUUAAUAUUUUAAGAGAGCUCCAGGCAUCUGAUGGAAGUGCUUGAAUUUUAAACUUGUGAAUUAUGUAUUUUGGAACACCGCUGUGCUGCUUUUUUCUUUUUCCUUCUGUAUCUUUAUUAGAAUUUUGGGGUUUAUUUUUGCAUAUAGUUCGGAAAGAGUUAUUGCACGUUUCUUGAAUAAAGAAUUCUCUCUUAAAA